Thelazia callipaeda (thelaziosis nematode) is the source of this 894-nucleotide messenger RNA. The record is from the annotation of a GenBank genome assembly. Lineage: Eukaryota; Metazoa; Nematoda; Chromadorea; Rhabditida; Thelaziidae.
CAAUACUGCUUAGAUUGGUUUUUUGAUUAUCAGUUAGAAAUAAUCAUUCUCUCGAUAAAUCACUAUAAAAAAAUUUUAAUUCAUCUAAAUACCAGCGGGACUUUUCAUGGUCAACAAACAAUUGAAUACAAAACUAACGUUGUUGGAGGAGUGUCACCCAACAAAGCUGGUACCAUUCACCUAGGGAAGCCAGUAUUUGCUACUGUCAAAGAAGCUCGCGAAGCAACAGGUGCAGAUGCAUCAGUUAUUUAUGUCCCCGCACCAUAUGCUGUUAGUGCCAUAGAAGAAGCUAUGGAUGCAGAAAUACCUUUAGUAGUGUGUGUAACUGAAGGUAUUCCAGUGCUGGAUAUGAUUAGAGUGUGCUCUAAGUUAAAAAAACAGAAUAAAACCCGCCUUCUAGGCCCAAAUUGUCCUGGAAUUAUAGCUCCUGAAGAAUGCAAGAUAGGUAUUAUGCCAGGUCAUAUACAUAAAAAAGGAGUGAUUGGUAUUGUUUCACGAUCUGGAACUUUGACAUAUGAGGCAGUUCAGCAGACGACGGUCACUGGACUUGGUCAGACAUUAUGUGUGGGCAUUGGCGGUGAUCCAUUCAGUGGCACGGACUUCAUUGACUGCCUCGAUAUAUUUUUGAAUGAUACGAAAACCAAAGGAAUAAUUCUAAUCGGCGAAAUCGGGGGACAAGCUGAAGAGCAAGCUGCGCAGUUUUUAAAGGAGAACAACUCGGGACCGAAUGCAAAACCGGUGGUAUCUUUUAUUGCUGGUCAGACUGCGCCACCUGGCAGGCGUAUGGGACAUGCUGGUGCAAUUAUUGCUGGAGGUAAAGGAACUGCUGCCGAUAAAAUUGAAGCCCUUAAGAGUGCUGGUGUUCAUGUAAGUCAUUUUCAAAUGGUUUUUUAA